GAGAGGAGACAUGGCGCAGAAAGGAGUUGAGCUGGACAGAGAGAGCUUCUCUUGUUCCAUCUGUCUGGAUCUCCUGAAGGAUCCGGUGGCUAUUCCCUGUGGACACAGCUACUGCAUGAAGUGUAUUCAAAGCUUCUGGGGUGAAGAGGAUGAGGAGAAAAUCCACAGCUGCCCUCAGUGCAGGCAGACGUUCACAGCCAGGCCUGUCCUGGUGAAAAACACCAUGUUAGCAGCUCUGAUGGAGGAGCUGAAGAGGAGCGGACUUCAAGCUGCUCCUGCUGAUCACUGCUGUGCUGGAGCUGAAGAUGUGGCCUGUGAUGUCUGCACUGGAAGAAAACUCAAAGCUGUAAAGUCCUGUCUGUUCUGUGUGGCCUCUUUCUGUGAGCAGCACCUUCAGCCUCAUUAUGAUUCAGCUGCUUUCAAGAAGCACAAGCUGGUGGAUCCCUCCAAAACGCUGCAGGACAACAUGUGCUCUCGUCACGAUGAGGUGAUGAAGAUGUUCUGCCGCACCGAUCAGCAGUGCAUCUGUUUCCUCUGCUCUGUGGACCAACACAAAGGCCACGACACAGUGUCAGCUGCAGCAGAGAGGACAGAGAGGCAGAGGGAGCUGGAGGAGAGUCGACACAUCAUCCAGCAGAGGAUCCAGGACGCAGAGAAAGACGUGAAGAUGCUGGAACAGGAGGCGAAGAACAUCCAUGUCUCUGCUGAUCAGACAGUGGAGGACUGUGAGAAGACCUUCAGCCAGCUGAUCCGUCUCCUCCAGGAAAGAAGCAGAGAUGUUGAGCAGCAGGUCAGAUCCCAGCAGCAAACAGAGGUGAGUCGAGUGCGAGAGCUUCAGGAGAAGCUGGAGCAGGAGAUCGCUGAGCUGAAGAGGACAGACGGCCAGCUGGAGCAGCUCUCACACACAGAGGAUCACACAGAGUUUCUGCUCAGCUUCCCCUCACUGUCAGCUCUCAGUGAGUCCACACACUCAUCCAGCUUCCACACUGCUCCUCUCAGAUACUUUGAGGAUGUGACAGCAGCUGUGUCAGAGGCCCGAGACAAACUCCAGGACAUCCUGACUGAAACAUGGACAAACAUCUCACUGAGAGUGACUGAAGUGGAUGUUUUACUGCCACAACCAGAACCAACGACCAGAGCGGCUUUCUUCAGAUGCUCACGUGAACUCACACUGGAUCCAAACACAGCAAACACAUGGCUGUUAUUAUCAGAGGGAAACAGAAAAGUCACAUUAAUGAAGAAAGAACAGCCUUAUUCUGAACAUCCAGACAGAUUCUCUAUAUGUUGGCAGGUUCUGAGUAGAGAGAGUCUGACUGGACGUUGUUACUGGGAGGUGGAGAGGAGAGGAGACGUUUGUGUAGCAGUCGCAUACAAGAAUAUCAGCAGAGAAGGAUUUUCGUAUGAAAGCGGUUUUGGUAAUAAUGACAAAUCAUGGGUCUUACAUUGUUCCGGCAACAGUUAUAGUUUUCGACACAACAAUGUUGAAACUCCAGUGUCAGGUCCUCCUUCCUCCAGAGUGGGAGUGUUCCUGGAUCACACAGCAGGUAUUCUGUCCUUCUACAGCGUCUCUGAGACCAUGACUCUCCUCCACAGAGUCCAGACCACAUUCACUCAGCCGCUCCUCGCUGGAGUCUGGUGUACGUGCCACACUGGAGGAAGUGCAGAGUUGAUGAAGCUGAAAUAGACUGAGGUCACAUCAGGAGCAGUGAUUUGGUUCCAUCCUGUAAUUUGACUCAUUGAGUCUCCGUCAUGGUUGCUGAGAGCUCCUUGUUGUUUUCUUUCUCCGCUGCACACAGAUCAGCUGUCAAUCAAAGAGUUUGAUUUCUUUGUGUUCAAAACAUUUCAUCAACUUUUGGCAUAACGAGUCAUUUAGUUUGAGGAAUAAUCUUUUAAUCUGGAAGCAGCAACAUGUACAAAUGUGGGAAUAGGUGGUCUUUUUCACUGGGAGGCUUUUUGGCUUAAUUUUGUUUUAUUUGAAACAUCAUUUAUUUGUAUUUUGAUGCAGAUAGGAGCAGAUAUUUGUUGUUUGAUCUCUGGGUGAAUUUUUUUUCCUUGUUUUAUUUGUCUGUAAGAUGUUUACAAGAGAUUAUUUCUUUAGUUGCAUCUUGUACUUCAUGUGUUUUCCCUCCAAUGUCGUGUGUGUGAGCGGGUGUCAUCCGUUUUUGUGGGAUUGUGGUAAUUGUUUGAAAAUCGCAACAAUAAAUAUUAGUUGUCAAAAGGGAAUCACUUGUUGAGAGACAAAAAACUGACUUUGUUCAAAAAGUUUCAAGAAGUUGAUUUGUUCAUCUUUUGAAACUUUCUCCAUUCUCUCAUAAAGACGAUCGGAUGAUAAAUAAUGAAAUGUAAUUUUCUGUACAGAUUGAUCAAACCCUGAA
Salarias fasciatus (jewelled blenny) is the source of this 2375-nucleotide messenger RNA. RefSeq names its product tripartite motif-containing protein 16-like. The record is from RefSeq and is a predicted model, not a curated record. NCBI's taxonomy places the organism in Eukaryota, Metazoa, Chordata, Actinopteri, Blenniiformes, Blenniidae. The transcript has a single exon. Gene Ontology annotation, molecular function: protein binding; zinc ion binding. Bases 11 to 1684 code for a protein of 557 amino acids.